Messenger RNA from Hyposmocoma kahamanoa, 1579 nucleotides. RefSeq lists its product as uncharacterized. The transcript is spliced from 3 exons. The coding region runs from base 13 to 1533 and encodes 506 amino acids. The record is from RefSeq and is a predicted model, not a curated record. NCBI's taxonomy places the organism in Eukaryota, Metazoa, Arthropoda, Insecta, Lepidoptera, Cosmopterigidae.
AGUAGUGCUAGUAUGACGUCUGAGCAUGGCAUGAGCGUAUCACGCGUACUGUUGCUUCUGGCCGUGGCGGGCUGCCACUGCGCGCGCAACAAACCUUCUGGACGUGAUGAAGUACGCUUCGAAAGCAAAGACGAACAAUUCGUACGACCUAAGAUCGUGUUGACGCAGGCUAAUGGCGGAAGUGGCUUACUGCGCGUCGGCGUCCAGUCGCCGCGCCUCGACGUGGUCGGACCGCGGGACGUGACGCGCCGCCGGCCGGGCGCCAGGAGGGCCUACGAAGCGGGAGUGGACUUGGCGGCCGAGGUGGAGGACUUCCCGAAAGAGUACUAUAACAACGCGGACCAACUCGUGGACACCGACAAGCCCCUUCAGUCAGAUGACGAGCAGCUCUACAACGUUCAUAUGCGCGGGCGCAUCGAGCGCCCCUCCACCCAGUCCGGCACUCCCAUCACGCUGUUCUCUACCCGCAACUUGAUGACCCCUCGUAAACGGCUGCGCACCCUGUGGCCCAAUCUAUCUAUAAGUAAUGACUUACAAAAUAUUCUCCACUUCGAAACCACUUUAGUCGGAUAUGGCUUGCCCCAUUUAGACAACAUUGCACCAACUCAGGAACCCGACUUGCCUAUCUUCAGCGAAGAUCCGGCCGACCUUGCCGCCGAAACCGAGACCGUCGGGCUUACGGGCAAGACGAACCUCUCUAAGGCAAUAGCAAAAACUGACAAACCCGUCGCAGUCGACUUCACACCGAGAUUCCGCUUAAAUAACAGAUCGCAAGCAAGCCAUCCCAGCGUCCCGAAGAAGGAGAGGUUCGAGAAUUUCGUCAAAUUCAUACAAGCGAACAAUGACCUUGUCGAUGAAUAUAUCCAGAAGAAUCGUGGGUCGUACCAGGUGUCGAGUCAUGGCAAUCACGCCGAAAAACACCUUCUUGGGCGUAACAGCCUUGACUCCCAGGAGGCCCAGGGCGGGCACGCCCAAAGUGUGCACACCCAGGCCGGGCACGUAGGAGUGCCCAGAUGGAGCGUUGACCCCGCAAGUCAAGGCGAGCCGAAGGACACGGUGGUGGGGAAGAAUACAGGCCUUCUGACAGGAAGAGGUCCCAUGGGCCUCUCGACAGGACGAGGUCCUAUGGACCUCCCGUUCAGGAGAAGUCCUAUGGGGCUCCUGACUGGAGGAGGUACUGUCCCGAUUGUGCGACACCGGCUGUCCUAUCGGACUUCUAAGUCCAUCACCACCCAAAUGAACCACGUGUUAUCAGGGGAGAAAAUGGAGGAAUACUCCACCAUCAGCAAUUCGCGGCUGGUCGACAUGGCGCCCGCGCGCGGUGCGCUAAUCUCUCGCAUGCGUCACAAGGGUCGCAUCUGCCAGCGCCACGUGCUCAUGCCUGAGGGACCAAAGUACAACAGACGUGGCGCGGUGCACUUGAAAGAGUUCAAGUCGAUCUACGGCAAGGACUUCCCGCAGACGCGCGCGCCACGUGUGAUACUACCCGCGUGCUGCAACUGCUGCCGCAAGUCCGUGCUUGGAUGCGAGUGACCUCUACCACUGUCGACUCUUAACCACGAGUCUUAGUAAUAAAACC